Messenger RNA from Paramormyrops kingsleyae, 1662 nucleotides. The record is from RefSeq and is a predicted model, not a curated record. NCBI's taxonomy places the organism in Eukaryota, Metazoa, Chordata, Actinopteri, Osteoglossiformes, Mormyridae.
CUUCCUCUAUUAAAUACUUAGCCUCCCCUGUUGCCACCCCACGUCAAAAUAGUAAAACCAAAAUAUUAUGUAUACGUGUACCUCCCAAUUUUUAAUUUGGCUUCAUUCGUUCCCCCAAAUAAAUAGAUCUUUGCAUUUCAUUUUUUAAGCUGCCCCCACCCCCUUUCCCAGUAUCAAACUCUUUCCUCCACCACUGGGUGCAGAGUUGAGAGCUGAGGUGGAGAUCAUCGAGCAGAUGAGCAGUAGCAGUAGUGGGAGUGGCUCCUCUGAGUCCGGCAGCUCCUCGGGGAGCGGAGACGACAGCUCCAGCAGCGAGGAGGAGCAGGAGACGCGACACACGCACCCAUCUCCCAACCGCAACCCCGUCGCCAACGGCACCACCAGGCCGCAAGGCAGUAACCAGCUGAUGAGCACGCUCAGAAAUGACCUCCAGCUGAGCGAAUCAGGAAGCGACAGCGAUGAUGACUGAGUGACCCCCGGCCAGCCCGAAUGGUAGCCCGCAGCCCCCAGACCGGCAGCCCAGCUUUCCCAGAUUUUAAAUAUGCCAAACGCUGCUUUUGAGCUGUUUUAUAGUGUAUUUUCUUAGCUGGUCAUUUUGUUUUAUAUAUCUGAGUUUAAAUCCUUCUACAAUGGAGUAUGUGGGGGAUAUAUAUUGGAAAAUAUAAUCAAAAUUAUUUUAUUUAGUAUGACAUAUUGUAUCAGCUUCUCUUAUUUUUGCUACCAUUAUUGCUACUGUUUCUAAUAUUGUUAUAUUUUAAUUAAUAUUGUUUAUUAGAAGAAAUCUGAUUGCGUCAUCAUGCAGUUCUAAUGAAACCAGUUAGUCCUUAUCCCCUUUCCCUUAUUUUCAGUCUAAUUUUUCUUUUUUAUUUUUGUCUGACUUACUGUUCAGCCUGGUGAUAUACGUAUUUUAAAAGUCACAUCUACAUUUUUUCGUUGCAUUUUACCCGAAAUGCUACCCUACCUAGAAAGUGUUUGGGACAUAAAAGUUCUAGAUACUUCAUUUGGGCUCUGCCACUGGUCCGCUGUGCCGGCUCAUCCUCUGUUGCCACGGAAACUCUUGCGCACACCCACACACACACACACAAACACUCUAUCCCUCAAAUAAUCUAACGUAUCAAUUUUGCUGGUCAAACACUAGCAUCAAACAAUCGGACCAAGUUAGUAAAGUCAAGUGCUUGAGUUGAACUGUUUUAACUAACAUUUAAAUUACAUUUCAUGUAACUUGAGUAUAAUCUGACAAACUGCCACUGUGACUUCCCCGAAGCGUGUAUCUAUUCUGUCGUUUGUAUAUCAGCAUAACACUGUUACCACUAUAUUUGCUCUGUAUAACAGAAGCAGUAUAUUUAUUUGACGAGGUAUUGGAGUCAUCCGACUGACGAGUUAUAUGGCGUUUUAGUGUGUGAUGAAUACCACAGUCCUGUCCUCCCAACAUACAUAUCUACACAAAUGAUCUAAAUAUGUUAUUGCAGUAAAGGGCAUUUUAAGUGUUACAUCUACUUCCUUCCCCCAUAAUUUACAGUGUAGCAUAUCUGAACCCUAUAACUCCUAUACCGCAAAACCUACGUCACCCUAUGUACUGGAGUGUGUUGCUUCCUCAAAGGUUUAUUUUGGAUGUUUUUGUGUUUCCCGCGUUUGGAAUGUAUUAAAGCUACGAUAAGUCCA